Molecule: messenger RNA, 1420 nt
Organism: Epinephelus lanceolatus (giant grouper)
Lineage: Eukaryota; Metazoa; Chordata; Actinopteri; Perciformes; Serranidae
Product: acyl-CoA-binding protein-like
Biological process (GO): fatty acid metabolic process
Molecular function (GO): fatty-acyl-CoA binding
Source: RefSeq, a predicted model, not a curated record
AUAUAUAUUUGUUAUGUGUAUAUGUACUUUGGAAAACACAAAAGCAAAAACUGAUAUUUUUUUGUGAAAUAUGUGACAGAGGCUCAAAGUUGUAUUAAAUAUAUGAGUAAUGUCACUGAAGUGUGAUCUGUCCACUACAUAUCCUGUGUCAGUGUGUGAACAUUCAAGACAUUAUAUAUGACAACGUAUGAAAAAACUGAAGUUGUCAUAUCAAAGUAUGCUAUUUUCUUCUACUCAUUAGCUUAAAGAAUUGUAAAUCUGAAUGGCAGUUAGUCUGCCUCAAGGAAUGUCCUCCCACUUUAUUGUCUCCAGCGAAACCAAACAAUGACAAAAAGACAUUAUCGCAGGACAAGUUUGACGAGUAAGGUGCAGCAGCAGCAGCAGCAGCAGCAAGGUGCGUCAGUUUCCCACAGCAGUCAUGGAGCAGACCUUUAAAACAGCAGCAGUCGAUGCAACAAAGCUCAAACAAAGACCAAACAACAAAUACCUCAGCGACCUAUACGGCUUAUACAAGCAGGCCACAGUUGGUGAUAAUACCUCAGACCGUCCAGGGAUGUUUGACAUCGCUGGUCGAGCGAAAUGGGAUGCAUGGAUACUAAAGAAAGGUCUGUCCAAAGAGGAAGCAAUGGAGGCUUAUGUUAAUUUGGUGAAGGAGCUGAAAGGAAUAUACGGGAUGGAUUAAAAGGGGCUAUAUAUUUAUUGUCCACAAAAGUGGAAAUUUGUUUUUGGCUUAUCAAACACAGGAAACAUGAACAUAAAAAGCAGACAAGCAGUUAAUGUAACAAACACAGACAAGGUCAUAUUACAAAGAUAAAAAGUUCAUGUCAAUGUAUGUAACUUUAUACUCUAUGACUGAUUCUUACAGUGUGUUGCACUUUAAACCUCACAUUUCUCAUUUUGUUCUUAAUAGAAACUAAAAAAAUUGGAUACCAUUUAGACCUGACUUUACACGCUGCUGCUGCACUCUUUGGCACCGUGAUACCAUGUAAGACGGAGGUGGAUCAAAUGCUAGAGAGUGCUGCAGUUUGGAGUACUUUGUGGUACUUGACAUUGAUUAAAACAACAGUGGUUAAAGGAAGAGCAACAUUUUGGGAAAUGCAAAAUUUGCGUUCUUGCUGAAAGCAUCUCUAUAUAUCUGUGAAGUGAGAGUCACCACGCCACUGCCCUCAGUUAGUAUAAAAACUGGAAGCAGGGGGAAACAUGCAGCCUGUCAAGGUAAAACACCUGUUUCCUUCUGCCUCCACCCUGUAUGCUGAGCUGAACAAAUCUCCUGCAGGCUCUAGAUUCAUAUUGACCUCACAACUCUCCUCAAAAAAGCAAAUAAAUGUGUCUCCUAAAGUGUUAAACUGUUCUGUUAAGUGCAACUACAAUGUACACUUUCACAUAAAUCAUUGUGAAUAAAGACAAUCUGUAUACAUGA